CUCCGCUCUCCCAGCGGUAAGUGACUGCUGAAAAACAAAGGCAGCGAGACGCGGCUGGGAAAUGUCAUCAGUCAUCCUUAAUGGAGGAAAUAGACUUGAAACAGUUGUUCUCUGAAGGGUGAAAUAAGAGAACUGUUAUCACUGCCGUAGCUGUUUGUGUGUGAGAGCAGAUCCCGCAACUGCAAGUGACUAAAUCGGCUUUUGAGAAUCCACAGGUUCCUCUUCUUCGCUGCUUUUCUUUUUUUAUUGUCUCUCUGGAUGGAUUUGGACUGAAUGACAGCAGCAGGAGGAGUGGUGUAUCGCUACAGUAGCUGUCUCGCAUCACGGACUUGUUUACUGCACCGAGUGGAGUGAAUAAUGAAGUUAGUGCUUCUCUAGAUAGAUGAUGAACAGCGAGUCAGGGGGUUGUUGGAAGACUCAGAUUCAGACGUAGAGAUUGCAGCGCAUCGUUUCCACAACUCUUUUACACCUUUUGUGUUUUGACGCCCUGCCUCUGGGGCUGAGCUGACAGUCUGGUUUUGGAUUUUCAGUCGUGAGGAGGGAAGUUACCUGCGCGCUCAUCUGCCGAGGAGAGGCGCUGUCUGUGGUCCUGAAGUCAUUUCAACAACUCCUGCUGUCUCACUCCUGGCCUCCUUAAGGGAUUCUCCAGGAAGCAGCGUCAAGAAGGGACACUGUCCAUCCGCAGCUCCAGACAGAGCCUAAUAUGGUAACUCACACCAGAGUUCAUCUGCAAACUUUGGCACUUUUGGUUUUUGUUGUCCGCCUGAGCCGGCCAGUAUGUGUCGAAGUCCCGUCGGAGACUGACGCAGUCCUGGGGAAACCCAUGAAGUUGACUUGCAUCUCCUGUAUGAAGAGGGAGGAGAUUGAAGCAAAGACUCAUGUGGAUUGGUUCUUCACGCCAGAUAAAGAUAAUGACAAAGAUCAAGACAACCUGCCUGAGAAAAUUCAUAUAUACAAGUAUGAUAUUGACACUCCAUCUGACUCUGAUGGACCAUUUAAGAACCGUCUGACCUGGAAUGGGAGCCAGGACUUGCAAGAUAUCUCCAUUCAAAUCACCAAUGUCACCUUUAACGACAGCGGCACCUAUGAGUGCCAAAUACAUCGCGAGUUUAAGUUUGACUUCUUCACUCCCUCCAUCACAGCCCUCAAGAAAAUCGAGUUGAAGGUGAAACAACAAGCCGCCAAUGACCCCACAGCGCUUUACUCUGAGAUCAUGAUGUAUGUGCUGUUGGUGUUCUUGACCUUCUGGCUGCUGGUAGAAAUGGUCUACUGCUACAGGAAGAUCUCCAAGUCUGAUGAGCAGGCACAGGACACAGCGACAAACUACCUAGCCAUUCCCUCUGAGCAGAAAGACAACCCAGCCGCUCCUGUUACCGAAUAAAAGUGGUUGUCAGUGAUACGGUAUUAACCAAUCAUGACGGGACUCCGGUGUCAGGUGACAGAAACAGGCAUAGAGUCCACAACCUCAUCUAUGCCACUAUGAAGGUAUCAUUACCCCCGACAGCCUUGGGGAUCCCGCCAACCGACCUCCCCUGUGUAUCGACUGUGUUUGUGUAAAGAACCAGUCAUAAAUGUCCAAGUGCUCAAUUUUUCUUCUCCUUUUCCUCUCAGUUGUUUAUUUAUUUUUUUUACCUUCAUGCCCGGCAUCUCAAAUGAAGCGCUUUCACAAAUAGAGCAGUGUCCAUCACAUAUAAUCACAUAAAUACCAGCCAUGCUUCAUUUCGACCUGCCAGUGCGUAGAGUUACUAAAUAUUUUCUUAGUAGUUAGUGGUGCCUCUGUGAUUUAUAACCCAUAAACAGAAACAAUCCAGUGAAAGAAGCUGUUCUACUGCUAUCAUGGCUGUUAUAUACAACUCAUUUAAUAGUAUUUGCUCAGCUCAUGUUGUUUUAUUACAAUUUUAUAGACGGCGCUUAGAUUUCGGGUCACACUUUUAUUUAUAUUGGCCAAUAUCUUUUUGAUGUCUUUUUCAGGAAAAUGGAUUGCAUAGCUUUUAUACUGUGUGGAUGUGCAUUUCUCCUUAUGUUGCUGUGUGCAUCAGUGAAACCACAAUGUAAUGGAAAUAUAAAGACAAGUAAUAUUGCAUUGCAACUGUACGUCACUCUAUUUGAGUUGAUCUGAAUUCAUUUGGAGGUCUUUUUUCUAGUCUUUCAUCAAUGUUUACAACAUUCAAUAGAUCCUUCUGCAUACAGUUACUUGCUACUAUCUUUGACUGUUGCUGGUGUUCUACAGAAGCAUUGCUAUUGAGACUAACUGUGUGCCUAUUUCUAUAGUACAACACUGUAGAAAUGUAUAUAUUUCCUGAUACAAUCGCCGUUCUCUGUCCAUUACAGAUAUGUAUGAGUGAGCUGCUUGUGAACUAUUAAAUUCAAUGCAUUCCUCAG
Messenger RNA from Epinephelus moara (kelp grouper), 2382 nucleotides. It is a transcript of the gene scn3b, whose product is annotated as sodium channel, voltage-gated, type III, beta. The transcript has 6 exons. Gene Ontology annotation, biological process: ventricular cardiac muscle cell action potential; regulation of heart rate by cardiac conduction; sodium ion transport. The record is from RefSeq and is a predicted model, not a curated record. Lineage: Eukaryota; Metazoa; Chordata; Actinopteri; Perciformes; Serranidae. Gene Ontology annotation, molecular function: sodium channel regulator activity. The coding region runs from base 704 to 1381 and encodes 225 amino acids. Gene Ontology annotation, cellular component: voltage-gated sodium channel complex.